Cavia porcellus (domestic guinea pig) is the source of this 1484-nucleotide messenger RNA. RefSeq names its product CD7 molecule (gene Cd7). The transcript has 5 exons. Gene Ontology annotation, biological process: adaptive immune response. Bases 499 to 1134 code for a protein of 211 amino acids. NCBI's taxonomy places the organism in Eukaryota, Metazoa, Chordata, Mammalia, Rodentia, Caviidae. Gene Ontology annotation, cellular component: membrane. The record is from RefSeq and is a predicted model, not a curated record. Gene Ontology annotation, molecular function: signaling receptor activity.
UCUGGUCAGAGCCGUGAGCUCUGCUAGCUGGGUGCCACUUCCAGGUGCAAGUGGGGCGCUCUCAAGUGCAUGGUGUAGUCACCACAGCACAUCCUGCCUUUCUUAUUUCUCUUUUCAUCUUCCAUGAAGGAGCUGUCAUCAUAGAAAAGGGUUCAAUCAGGUCCCAAGCCUGGUCCUCUCCUCAUCCUGUGUGCCCUGUGGAGCCCCUGGUGGGGACCCAGACCAACAAUUACCACGGCUGGAAGGUGAAGAAGUGGAGCAGAGAGGCUCCUCCCACCCACCUACCCGCAGCAACUCCUCCCUCAGGCACCUCCUCCAGGAAGCCCUCCCUGAGGCCCCACAACCGCCCACCACAGUCAAGCCACUGGUGUAUCCUGCUCAUCCUCCUGAGCCACUGGGGACCUUGGCAGGCCCUGAGCUUAACCUGUGUGGUGCAGACAGGAGCAUCUUUCUGGCCAGAGAGGGGCCCAGCUCCAGGCUGAGGCUGGGUCUGGCAGCAUGGCCAGGCUCACUCUCCUCACCCUGCUCCUCUCACUGGCUGGAGCCCUGGUCAGUGCCCUGAUGGACCUAGAGGUGCAGCAGUCUCCCCGCCACACCAUUGUCUCGGUGGGGGGCUCCGUGAACAUCACCUGCUCCACUAGUGCCCCUACGAAAGGGCUCUUCCUGAAGCAAACCUGGCCAAAAACCAUGAACGUGAUUUACUACGAGGAUGAGAUGAAUGCCACUGUGGAUGAGCAAUUCUGGGACCGUGUCAGCUUCAUGGGGUCCCAGGACAACCUGAGCAUUACUGUGAACCACCUGCAGCUGGCCGACUCUGGCGUCUACAUCUGCUCUGCUGUUGCUAUUGACAGUGAAUCUUCGGGCUCUGGUACCAUGGUCAUGGUCACAGAAAAACUGUACCAAGAGACACAAGAACCUCACAAACACCAGGACCCUGGGCCGAAGGUGCUUGUCCUCCCGUGGGCCCUUGCUGGGGGCUGCUUCCUCCUCGGGCUGGGCCUGGGAAUGCUGUAUGCCCUGAGGACGCAGAUCAGGAACUCAUGUGCCUCCAGGGACAAGAAUCCUGUCUACGUGGUAUAUGAGGACAUGUCCUACAGCAGCCGCAAUAUGCUGUCCACCCCUACCAAGUGCUAGGGAGCCCUUGGAUACGCUGCCCCCUGCACCCCACCCAGCUCACCUAGUGCUCACACUCAGGCGGCUGGGGUGGGGGCUGUGCUCCUUGGUGCCCCAGACAGACAGGACGCCGUCUUCAGAAAGCCUUCCAGCCCGGCCUACCCUUGGUGCCCUGGUCAGUGCGUCACCAGCUACAAAGCUCAGAGUCCCUGGGCCACCCUUCCCUUCCCACAAGGGAGCGAGGCCUUUUCUGUGGAUGGGCUUAGACACCUGGCAGGUCCCCAGGUCCAGCAUGGUGGCAAGGGGCAGCAGGAGGCCCAGGCCCAUCCAGCCCUGUGGGAAAUAAAACAUUGCUUUUCUUUCCUUGCUAA